AUUUGUAUUUGAGCCAUCAUUUUGUGAUGAUGCUUUUAAAAAAAUAAGUUGUGCAGCAUUUUUGACUUAUUCUGGAAGGGGAACGAAUGACGGUGAUAGAAUUGUUUUUUUGGGGGGGGGAUCCGUCCUCAGUUUAGUCCAUUUCCGCUCUACAUAGGUGUUCUUCCUGGUUGUUGAUUCCUCUGUGAAAGUAGCAACAUUUCGGCCAUGAGCAAAUUCCAGUAGAAUGCACGCGACGAUUGGAAAUAACGCCAGAUAGCGUGAAAUCUAUGUAGAUGCGCGCGCGCUUUUUGCUGCCAAAGCGUCUCCUUUUGCGCUGAAGGAUUUGUGCAAUGCAGUGUUCAUUUUGAUUAAGUCCAAAAUGCCCGACUGCUGUGCCGCAGCAAACUGCAAGCAGAGUACGGACCAGUCCAACGUUUCCUUCUUUAGGUUCCCGCUGGAUCCCAUUCGAUGUAAACAAUGGGUGGGUAAAUGCCACAGACCAGAUCUGGAGACCAAAACGCCUGAAGAUUUACACAGGAACUACAGAUUGUGCUCAAAACACUUUGAGACCUCAAUGAUAUGUCAGCAAAGCUCUCAGAAAUCUGUUUUGAAGGAUGAUGCCGUUCCUACUAUAUUUGAUUUUGCAACCAACCAGGACAAUGCACAAACUACCAACAGAAAAAGGACACGGGAGAAAACAGGAGAGGAGCCUGUUGCCACAAAGAAAACUAAAGGUACCACCAAUAACUCCAGCCCCUCUGUGCCAGAGGCAGAAGGUAAAGUUGAGAGUGAUUCAGCUGAGAACAGCGAAACACACAAUCCUCCUGCACAUGAUGAAUCAGAGGAGGAGGAUCCUGCUAUUUCCAAAGUGAAGGAAAUUUUGAAAGACUACUUCAAGGAGACUUUAGCCUUCACUGGUUUUAGCAUCACCAACAGUGCAUCUCUUAAUGCUGUUAAACCACUGGGAAAUGACCCAGCUAGGCCACUUUCUGUCAACACCAUAUGCGCAGAAAAGAUUGACCAAAAAGAAGUGCUCACCUUAGGUGAAGAUGUGAUGCGUGAGGAGAUCCGCAAUAGCUUGCGCCUUGCACGCUUCUUUUCCAUACUUCUCCAAGACAGAGUAAGCAUUGAGGGCAAGGACCAGAUUCCUGUGUUUAUCCGCUCAGUCACUGGUGAAGGCUUUCCACAGAAGCACCUUAUGGGAUUCCUUCCUUGCGAUGUUGACUCUGACACUCUGUUCCUUAUGCUUAUAUCUGAGAUCCGGAACAAGUGGGGCCUGCGGAUGGAGCACUGCCGAGGCUUCACCUACCUGUCAUCAGGUGCCAUGUGUCAGAAACUGAAGGAUCUCUCCUGCAGGAUGCUGCGGGAUUUUCCACAGGUAGUUUUGUCCCCCAGUGAGCCUUUCGCCUUCAAUGUGUGGUUGAUUCGCUCCAUGCCCAUCCUUCCAAUUCAGGACGUUGUUGAUACUGUAGAGCAGGUUGCUUCUGUUAUUAGGCAAUCAGAAACUCUGGCGAAGAAACUUGAUGCCAAGAUCACUGCUUCAUACAGCCACAUCAAAGGCGAAGUGGACAGAGUGAAGGAGUCUUGUCAGAACCAUUGGGAAUAUGCCACCGAUGCUUUCCAGACAAUGCUUGAUAUCUUGGAGCCGCUUUUGAGCAGCAUUGGAGAGAUGUGCACCAGUGCCCUUUCAGAUGUGGACACAGACACCGUCGUAGUGCUUCUAAUGCUGAAAGAGAAGCUGAAGAACUUUGAUUUCAUCAUUACACUUGUGGUCUUGAAGAAUACGCUGUGUUGUGUAAGCAUCCUGAACCCCAGCCUCAGGGGAAUAAUCAGCAUCAGUAGCACAUUGCAGUACACCAUCUCUAACGCCUUGAAGCUUCUAACCAAACAUAUGCAGGAGAUUGCUAUUUUUCACAGAAAGUGGUUCUCUGAUGCAGUGGGCAGAGCCAAGAAGUUAGGGGUGCCAGUCAAUCUGCCAGUGGAGAUGGUGACAAAUGGUGAUGGUGCAGAGAAACCACAAGGCUCUUUGGAGGAUUACUACAGGGAAGCACUGAGCAAGAAGGUUUUACAAUACCUUGUUGAUGAAGUCAAAAGAGUCCUAGGCACUGAAAUGGCAAGAAUCCUCAGAUGGUUGUCAUUGGUGCCCUCAUACAUGGCUGACCACAAUUUUAGCAUCCGCAAAGACAAAGUUGCUGAUGCUAACCUGAAUAACUUGGCUCGUCCUGACUCCUUUUAUGAUGAGCUGGGCUGUUGGGAAGUGAAAUGGCGACAUGCUAGCAAGCGAAGGAUUCUUCCCACCAGUGUGUUUGCUACCCUCAAGAUCCCAGAUAUAGGCUUUUACCCAAAUGUGCAGAGCCUUUUGAGAGUGUUGGGCACCAUCCCUUGUGUCCGCGCAGAAUCUGAUGUGUAUGGGCACUAUGACAUGGUGUUGGACCGCUAUCAGUCGUACAUGAAAGAAGUACAAGUGGAAAAGAGACUGAGCAAUAUGGCCUUUGUUUAUGUCAAUCAAGAUGUCCACUUCAGCAUUGAGGAAAUGGUGGAGGCAUAUGUAAAGAAAUAUCCAGAAAUCCUGCAGCUGUUACAUGAAGAUGAUUUAAUGGAAGUGCAACCAUCAGUUCCUGAAUCCAGUGCAAAUGACGCCUCUAAAGAAGAUACGGAAGAACCAAGAGAGAUGACUUUAAAUAUGGACAUUGAGAGACAGAAACUGCCUGAGUAUGCAGAAACUGAUAAAGAGGCAUUAAAGUCUGCGUUACAGACCGCUGUCAUGGCAGCAUACGGCAGACAAAGCAGACACACUCAGGGUGAUCAAGAUCAAGAAGUAGAAUAUGUGACCAAAUCCGAGAUGAAUGAAGUCCUUAAAGUGUGUGAGGAUGUUGUAAAAGAUAGGAUUCUUUCAGAGCUCGGAAAUUCAUUCUUCUCCCUGUUUAUCGACCGAGUUGUCAGAUUGGGAGAGACAGACUUCUUACCCAUGUUCAUCAGAUUUGUUGACAGUUUUGAUGUCAUGCGCCUUGAGCUUCUGGGUUUUAUCGAGGUUACUCAUGACACUGAGGCCAUGUGCGAACGACUUUUUGAUGUUGUCACCAAAGAGUGGCGUCUCGAUUUGAGCUACUGCCGAGGCCAAGCUUACCUUGGCUCUGGGGAAGUGUCCUACAAGCUCAAGGCCUUUGCAUGUAAAAUACAGGAGCAGUAUCCUCUUGCUAUAUGCACACACUGCUCAUGUUACUCUUUCAAUACCUGGUGGUCCAGGUCAGUUCCAGUAGCUGCAGUCAUCAGAGCCAUAGACACGUUAGAGGAGAUAGUGUCAUUCUUCCACAGCAUGCCUGCCCUCGAGAAACAGUUGGAUCAAGUCUUAGCCAUAGGCCUAAGAGAGAGCUAUGAGAAAAUCCAUGAGCUUCAAGGAAACUUCUGCUCCACUUGGCUUGAGAAACAUGACUCUUAUGAAGUCUUCGCUCAGAUUCUGGAGCCUCUGGUAGAUUGGCUUGAGAAUAUUGAUAACUGUCAACCACAAAGAUGGAGUUUGGCAGUAUCCAACCGUGCCAAGAGACUACUUCAGUUAAUAAGGGACUUUGAUUUCAUUGUGGCAAUUGUUGCGCUAAAAAAUGCCUCAUCCUUCACUAGAGAACUGAGUGCAGCAUUACAGAAAGACCAUUUUAGUGCUGCCUCGCAGCUCAGCCAGAUCAGUGGUAUCGUGGCCACGCUUAACAGAGUGAAAACCAACAUCAAGGUUUUCCAUCAGAAUUGGUUUGAUGAAGCUUCUUCUUUUGCUCAGAGUCUGUGUGUGCAGGUUAAAGUGCCUGAUAGCGUUAUCGUUCCAAGGGACAGCCUCUUGAAGCCAGGUUCAUACUAUAAAGACACAAUGAGUGUCCCUUUAGUUGACCACCUUAUAAACAUGGUGAAAGACUAUUUCUCUGAUGACCACAAGGAGGCUCUCAACUUAUUGUCCUUGGUCCCGUGCUCUGUGACAAUGAGCUAUGUUUUUGAAACGCUCAAGUCAAAACCUCCAUUGUACAUUGGUGACCUUCCUGAUCCUGACAACUUCUUCACAGAGCUAAGCUGCUGGAAAGUGAAGUGGAAAACGAAAGUGGUUAGUGUAACCAUACCAGAGACCAUUUUUCAGACUCUGCGUCUACCCCUCAUGCAGUACUUCGUAAACAUCAACACAUUGCUGAAGAUAAUGUGUGUGUUGCCAAGCACAGCUUUAGAAUAUUGUGGUGAGGUGAAGCGGCACAAAAUGUAUCAAGACUACUUGAGCAACACCUCACCUAUGGACAGAUUGCCCUGUUUAGCUAUGCUUCAGGUGGGCACCGACUUUAACAGAGACCUAGACCGAAUGGUUGCUCAGUGCUUAAAGCUCACACCUAAGACACUGGAGGGUAUUUGCCUGGACAAAGAAUCCAAAACCUUAGGAAGGACUGUUGAAAUAAAAACAGAAGAUAACACCCACAUGGAUGAUGCAGAGGACAGGGAAGCUCAGCAGGACAAAGACUCCAGAAUACUUGUUGUGAAUUCUGAGAUAACAGGCAGUGAAGCAGAAAUCUACAAAGAGGGAGCAGAGAGCACAGAGACUUCGCAGCAGUCUGAAAACAUAGAAGUGGUUGCUGGUUGCAUGGAAGUGGCUGCUGAGGAGCAGCGUGAAAAGGUUGAAGAAGUGGAGCAGAUUCCAGAUGAGAAUGGCCAUUCUGAUGAACCAGCUGACAACAUAAAGAACUGUGAAGAAGUCUUUAAACAGGCAGCAACGCUUGCAAGGAGAAACUGCUCAUUGAUCGACCUUGAUAAACCAGAACAAGAUGCUGUUGUUCAGAAACUUGCCUUAUGUCAUUGGGUGAAGGAGGAAGGGACAUUGUUUUCAGAGGGAGAAAUGUUACAAAGUAUUGUGAAGGCCAUACGAGAAACAAUCCUCACUGAAGUUCAGGACUCUCCUUUCUUUUCCGUCAUCACUGAUAGAGCUAUUUCAGUGGGUGAGACGAGGUUCCUACCAGUCUUUGUUAGAUAUGUGAAUGACUGCAUUCCUAAAGUGGAGCUUAUAGGAUUUCUGCCCUUUGAUGAAAGCUCUGAUGUGGAUUUGCAUGCUAAGGCUCUUUCAGAAACACUUGAAGAUGAGUGGGGACUUCAGAUGGGCUGCUGUCGUGGCCAGUCCAUCAUGUGCUUUGGUACGGGGAGCAAAAGUCUCAGGAAGAUGGCUUUGGGAUUUUUAGAGAGCUAUCCAUUAGCUGUGAACACUCCCAGUGAGUCUUGUGGACUUGCCUAUUGGCUGGCUUUAAGCCUACAAAAUGCAUCCAUUACAAAGGUUCUAGAGACAGCUGAGGAUCUAUUACAGUUUUUUGACCAGUCACCCAAAUUAGAGAGUGAGCUUGCCAAGACCAUGGAUGGGCUGCUGAAUACCCCACGGGAAGCACUUGCAGAGGUCCCAGAGACCUGCCUGUCCAGAUGGAAGAAGAGAGAAGACUUCUUCGAUAUUUUGGUAGACAUGCUGGAGGGAGUUCUGAACUGCUUGGAUUCUGUGAGCACCAACUCCAGUGGGUCAUGGAGUGAUGGCAUGUCACUGCAUUCCCAGACCCUGUCCACAGCUCUUAGACAGGUUGAUUUUAUCAUCCCCCUAGUGAUCUUGAAGAAUGCCUGUGCGCCUUUGAGGAAUUGCAGCACUGUGUUUCGCUGUGGAAACCCUGCUGACAUUAUUUGCGAGCUUGAGAAGAUUAUGCCAAUAAUAGAUACUUUUAGCAAGAUGUUGGACAAUGUGAGUGCGUUGCAUUCUGUCUGGUUUGAGGAGGCAGUGGAGCUUGCAACUAAGGUCAUGGGAUUGCUGUCAUAUGCAGAAUCUGUCAGUGGCUAUGAUUCACCAGAAACAUUUUACAUUGAAGCAGUUAGCUUACCAGUUCUGAAUGGUUUGAUUGAAGAAAUGAAGUUUAACUUCUCAGAGAAUCACCUAAAAGCCCUGAAAGUUUUGUCCCUUUUGCCAACGUGCAACCCUCUGCCUAUUCUCCCAGAAUCCACAGAUAAACUGCACACCAUAUACCUGAGUGAUCUCCCUGACCCAGAAACAGUGGAAGAAGACAUUAACACCUGGGCCACGGUAUGGAGGGAGAAGUAUCAAGAUGUUUGUCCUCCCACCUCUAUCUCUGAGACAUUGCUUCAUAAUGAAGCCAAAAACCUUCCAAAUGUUGCAACCCUUCUUAAACUUGUGGCUGUGUUGCCCAGCAUUAGCAUGGAGUGUGAUCUAAUGAAGACAACGCUAAACUCUUUGAGGACCUUACUCAGAGAUGGUAUCUUCAGCAGGGGCAGUAAGACUGAUGCAGUGAUGCUUCUUAUGCAUCGCCAGACACUACAGAGCCUGGAAGAGGUGAUUGAGAAAUGCAUGGCGGGUGAUCCAGAAAGUAAUACAUUUCUUGCUCAGGUAAAGUCAAGAGUUAAUCACCUGAGAAUGGAAGGUGAGGUGAUUGCCAUGGCUCCACAGGAGAUGGUUGUAGAUACAAAUGGUUCAGAUUAUCCACAAGAGGCAAAUGUUGCUGGAGUCGAUGUAGAAACUGCUGCUCCAGAGGAAAUUCUAGUGGAAACCAAUGACUCUAGUGAAAUAGAAAGAGCUGAAGAAAAUACACCUGACCAGCCAUCAUCUUUAACACCUAGCAGCUCAGACAAAGCCACAAUUGCAGCUCAAGUCAUCCCUGCUUGCAGCUCUCUGCCAACCAGCACACCUGACCAACCAACAGAAUCUGUCCAUGAUGCCGCUAUGCAAUCUACAGCAGCAGAACAUGAUAGAAGUGAUCAACUGAUCGCACUUGUUCAAGAUGUAAAUGAUAGGUCUGAAGUUCUUGAUCAGUGUGGAAUUGGUCUACCAGUAACAGGGGAUCAAAUAGCUGCUGAGCAGGCCAAUGAAGAAGAGCCGGUUGGCACUGUUCAGUCAGUAUCAACUAAUCAAAGUGAAACUGAUCAACCUAUGGAAGUUGAUCAGUUUGUUGCCGCAGAACCAGGUGAAACUGACCAGCCAACAACGGAGGAACAAAGUGUACCUGAUCAGUUAAUGGCAGUUGCGCAAGUUGAUACUGAUUCCUCCAUAGUUGCUCAAGAUGAAGGUUCUCACAGUAACAGGCUUAGCAGAGGGUCAGUUUGUGUCGGAGGAUCAGAGUGAAUCUGUUCAGCUCAUGUCAGUUGAUUACAGUAUAAAUAAGUUAGAGUCAGUCCAUCAAAGCGAAACUGAUCAUCCCAUGGAAAUUGAUGUGAGUGGAAAUGAUUCAAAUGUAGUUGAAGAUCAGAGUGGAAAUGGCCAGCC
Molecule: messenger RNA, 7246 nt
Organism: Onychostoma macrolepis
Lineage: Eukaryota; Metazoa; Chordata; Actinopteri; Cypriniformes; Cyprinidae
Exons: 14
Coding region: 362-7105 (2247 amino acids)
Source: RefSeq, a predicted model, not a curated record